AGAAAAUCGACUGCCCACAAUUAGCGAUACUAUAGCAACCGGGAAACAUUUGUGGAGCGAUGUGAAAUGUUUCCUGACGACCAAAUCGAUUGUAAAUUGGCAAAAGUUUCUGCUUGGUAAAAUCUACGUUUUUUUUUGUGUACUUUUUUUGAGAUAAUCUUUGAUAAAAAAGCCCAAUUACCCUCCAUAAAAAUGAUUCAUAGACGCUUCCGUGUUAAAAUGUCCGUUGAAAUUGACACUGUGACUUGUCCGGGAGUCUGGCUUUGUCCAUACGGUCGAGUAGAAUUGACUUUCCGGACAUUGGGAUAUCAUUUCAAGACAAAUGGCGUUGAACCGAGAUUUCCGUUGCUGUUCCAUGAGAAAUUCCACCUCGAGGGCUUCUAUCGGGACAAUGUACGGUCUCUGGCUAGCUUGGAAGUUCACCUGGCUGCUGAAAGGGUGGAUUUCGCAAUGUAUCAGCGUGGAACGAGAUUGGCCUUUUUCACUGGGCAACUGGGGACUCUAAUUCGGUGCAAUACAAAUACAUCUCUUCCGGAAAUUCAUUCCCAAAUCCUCAUGCGGCCUACGCAAUCCUUCCCAGGGAUUAUUUCGCCAAAAAUUAGUCUUGUCACGAAGGUUCAAGUGCAUGAAGAUACUCCAGGGUUUCCGCCUAAAAUUUACUACUUAGUUUUUGGAAGUGAUGCCCAGAGAAUUGAACGACAAUGCUCCAAAAGCCCAAAAGAUGAAUUGGGUCAAUGCCAGGGAUGUUUCCGGAAGAGACAGCGUCCAGUGUGUCAUGUGAGGCAGUCUCAUGUGCCAGGAUAUUGCUCAAAUUAUCCCCAUCGCUUCAUGCCAAUUCGUCAUGAGGCCAGAAAGUGCCAUUCGACAGAUGAUCGAUCACACAGUCCAUCAACAGACGACGAGGAUUCCUCAUAUGCGCACUCACCCAGGAAUCGUGAAUGCAUGAACCAAUGUGAUCUGAAGGUUGAUGCUGAUAACAAAGACUGCCCUUCCCAACACUGCCCAUUCCAAGAAGCUCAGCAUUGCUCCAAAUCAUGUGGGAUUUGCAGAGAAUACAGAAAUAUCUUUCCACUUCGACGUUCUCUUAGUCAAUCUUUGUAG
Messenger RNA from Phlebotomus papatasi, 1101 nucleotides. RefSeq lists its product as uncharacterized. The transcript has 3 exons. Bases 193 to 1101 code for a protein of 302 amino acids. Lineage: Eukaryota; Metazoa; Arthropoda; Insecta; Diptera; Psychodidae. Gene Ontology annotation, biological process: spermatogenesis. The record is from RefSeq and is a predicted model, not a curated record. Gene Ontology annotation, molecular function: myosin light chain binding.